This is a messenger RNA of Blastomyces gilchristii SLH14081, 390 nucleotides long. RefSeq lists its product as uncharacterized. The annotation marks the transcript as partial. The record is from RefSeq and is a predicted model, not a curated record. Lineage: Eukaryota; Fungi; Ascomycota; Eurotiomycetes; Onygenales; Ajellomycetaceae. The transcript has a single exon.
AAUCUUCAUAUAUUAACAGAUUUGUGUCUGCUGAUAAUAAUGAACAUCUCAAUAUUGAAUUGUUAAUUGAAAACUUGAAAAAUAUGAUAAUAAAGAAAUUGUCUGUGUUAUGUGUGAUCAGAUCUUCUAUAUUCUUCUUUACUCUCUCUGUUUCUUUCUCUGCUACUCUCUCUCAAUCUCUUACAUCUGUCUCUGUGUCUGACUCUCUCUCUCUCACUAUCUCUGUUUCUGUGACUCUCACUUCUGCUACUUCUGCUCUCUCUGCUUCUACUGUCUCUGCUUUUAUUAUCAGCUCUCUCUGUUUCAAGAAGAUAUUAUGUAGACUUAAUAAAUUAUAUCUGUCAGUAUAUACACUUCUACUCUUCUUACUGACCUCUAGAAUGAUUUAUU